GCACCAAGGGAAAGGGGGGUGAACAGAGCUUUGCUGAAAGGGACCCCUGAAGCUUACCCUCCUGGACUUAGGGCCAGGAAGGAAUUGACACUGCAGAUGGGCAAGGGGGGCCCUCGCCAUCCAGCCACCUGGUCUGGGCUCCCUCUCACAUUGCCUUCCUUUCAUCAAAUUUGGCUGGUAUUUGGGUCACCUAAUAUGUACCAAGCAGGCACUGUGGGGGAACACAGAUGCACAGGUGUACAUAGCAAUCCAGAGGCCCCACGCCAGACUCCAGGAAACCAUGACCUCCCUAGGGAAGCCGCAGUGUCACAUAGAAGUCACAUACAAGCAAAGAGUAUGUGAGGGUGGAAGGGGAACGCGAUAGCAAGGUAUAGCAAGGCAGGAGCCUGGAGCCAGCCCUGCAGAGCCAGCCAGGCCCUCUUGCUGCUGACAGUGAGGUUGUCAGAUGCUGCUUCCCCCUGGUGGCGACCGGCUGCCCUGCAACUCAGACCACGUGAUUUCUGGGAAAAGGACCUCCCUGGAGGAGAACUGAAACUUAGGGCGGAGACUAUAGGGAGGGGCGGAGAGAUUACGGAGCCGCCUAGCCAAGGAACUAAGCUGAGUUUCUCCGAGCCCCGGGACAGCCUGGACAGCAGCUCAGGAUGGCAUCAGGCAGGGUGCGCUGCACCCGAAAACUCCGCAACUGGGUGGUGGAACAAGUGGAGAGCGGGCAGUUCCCAGGGGUGUGCUGGCAUGAUACAGCUAAGACCAUGUUCCGGAUUCCCUGGAAGCAUGCAGGCAAGCAGGACUUCCGUGAGGACCAAGAUGCUGCCUUCUUCAAGGCCUGGGCAAUAUUUAAGGGAAAGUACAAGGAAGGGGACACAGGAGGCCCUGCUACCUGGAAGACUCGCCUGCGCUGUGCCCUCAACAAAAGUCCCGAAUUUGAAGAGGUUCCCGAGAAUGGCCGUAUGGAUGUUGCUGAGCCCUACAAGGUGUAUCGGCUACUACCGCCAGGAACCCUCUCUUCCCAACCAGGAACCCAGAAAUCACCAUCAAAGCGACACUACAGUUCUGUGUCCUCUGAGAAGGAGGAGGAAGAGGGUCCCAUGAAGAACUGCAUACCCAGUCCCUCCUUGCUUCAGGACCCCCUUGAUAAUGAGGAGGUAGGGGCCGCUGGGGGAGCAUCCCGUUCAGACAGCAACAGCAGCAGCAGCAGCAGCAGCAGCAGCAGUAGCAGCAGCAGCCACAGUCCUGAGCCACAGGAAGGUGCAGAUACAACUGAGGCCCCCUUUCAAGGGGAUCAGGUGUCUCCAGAGUUUCUGCCCCCUCCGGAGUCAGACUACUCGCUGCUGCUCACCUUCAUCUACAGCGGGCGCGUGGUGGGCAAGGCCCAGGUGCAGAGCCUGGACUGCCGCCUUGUGGCUGAGCCCUCAGGCUCCGAGAGCAGCAUGGAGCAAGUGGUGUUUCCCAAGCCUGACCCACUGGAGCCCACACAGCGCCUGCUGAGCCAGCUUGAGAGAGGUGUCCUGGUGGCCAGCAACUCCCGAGGCCUCUUUGCGCAGCGCCUUUGCCCCAUCCCCAUCUCCUGGAAUGCACCGCAGGCCCCACCUGGGCCAGGCCCACAUCUGCUGCCCAACAACGAAUGCGUGGAGCUCUUCAGAACUGCCUCCUUCUGCAGAGACUUGGCCAAUUACCUCCGGGGCCUGGGCCCCCAACCCAAGUUCCAGGUAACACUGAAUUUCUGGGAGGAGAGCCCUGGCCCCAGCUAUACGUCACAGAACCUUAUCACAGUGCGGAUGGAGCAGGCCUUUGCCCGACACUUACUGGAGGAGACUUCAGAGGAACAGGCAGCCAUUCUGUCCCUGAUGUAGAGCCUGGGGACCCACCUUCCACCUCACCUCUCUGUUCCUCCUGUCUCCUUUGAAAUAGACUCAUUCUCCACCCUGUUGGCCAACCCGCUUCCUUUGUGAUAAUUCUGAAUGGUUGACUGUGAUAGUUACAUCCUUGAGCUCUUCAUGCACGCUGGCUGGUGGAGAACUCAAGGAUAAUUUUUUUCUUUUUUUGUAAAAAAAUCUUUGAGAUAAACUGUCUUUCAUCUCUAAGGGACUGGGAAAUUCCAAAUAGUAGGAACUCAGGGGGCCUUUCCCUUUUCCCCUAAUCCCCAACUCUGAAGCCAAGCACUUUAUAUUUUCCUCUUAGAUCUUCACUAAGGAUUUAAAAUAAAAUGUUAAUGAAAGAGGAA
This is a messenger RNA of Lemur catta (Ring-tailed lemur), 2221 nucleotides long. RefSeq names its product interferon regulatory factor 9 (gene IRF9). Gene Ontology annotation, cellular component: nucleus. Gene Ontology annotation, biological process: regulation of transcription by RNA polymerase II; immune system process. The coding region runs from base 642 to 1850 and encodes 402 amino acids. The record is from RefSeq and is a predicted model, not a curated record. The transcript has 9 exons. NCBI's taxonomy places the organism in Eukaryota, Metazoa, Chordata, Mammalia, Primates, Lemuridae. Gene Ontology annotation, molecular function: RNA polymerase II cis-regulatory region sequence-specific DNA binding; DNA-binding transcription factor activity, RNA polymerase II-specific; protein binding.